Rotaria sp. Silwood2 is the source of this 321-nucleotide messenger RNA. Lineage: Eukaryota; Metazoa; Rotifera; Eurotatoria; Philodinida; Philodinidae. The record is from the annotation of a GenBank genome assembly.
AUGAUUCCAUUGAAUUUGUUCGUUCUAUUACAAUUUAAAGAAUUUCAAACACGUAUUCUUGUUGCGACAAAUUUAUUUGAACGUGAUAUAGAUAUUGAAUGUGUUAAUAUUGUAUUUAAUCAUGAUAUGCCAGAAGAUACAGAUACUUAUCUUCAUCGAAUUGCUCGUGCUGGUCGAUUUGGUACAAAAGGUUUAGCAACAAUAUUUGUCGUUAAUGAAAGUGAUGCAGCAAUUCUUAAUGAAAUUCAAAGUCGUUUUGAGGUACAAAUUACUGAAAUGCCCGAUGAAAUCAAUGCAGACACAUAUAUCGAAAAUCAUUAA